This is a messenger RNA of Coniophora puteana RWD-64-598 SS2, 318 nucleotides long. RefSeq lists its product as uncharacterized. The transcript has a single exon. The record is from RefSeq and is a predicted model, not a curated record. Lineage: Eukaryota; Fungi; Basidiomycota; Agaricomycetes; Boletales; Coniophoraceae. The annotation marks the transcript as partial.
CCCGCCGACCGCUUUCAUGCUCUAUUCGGUCCCGACAUACGAUAUAUUCGCGAGACUCUACGCGACGCAAGGACGCGAUGGAGCAUGGCCGAUGACGAUUGGAAGUCCAACAUCCGAGCGAUCCCAGACACGAAGGAUGGACUCUGGGACAAGGUCACGACGACCUUCAAGCUCAAACCCGCACGCACUCGGCGACAGGUCGUCGAGAUGCACCAGGCUGGUCUCAUCGAUGUAGAAACUAAUCCUCCGCUGCUGUAUGCGUCUGGCAUUGAUUCAGAGGGCGAUGACGAUGACGUUGUGAUGGUUGAGGCCCCAUAG